Penicillium argentinense is the source of this 2874-nucleotide messenger RNA. RefSeq names its product WD40 repeat domain-containing protein. Lineage: Eukaryota; Fungi; Ascomycota; Eurotiomycetes; Eurotiales; Aspergillaceae. Gene Ontology annotation, molecular function: protein binding. The coding region runs from base 1 to 2874 and encodes 957 amino acids. The record is from RefSeq and is a predicted model, not a curated record. The transcript is spliced from 5 exons.
AUGGAUGGUCUAUCUUCGGUGGCGAGCGUUAUCGCGGUUGUCCAAGUAACAGGAAGCAUCGUGAAGCUUUGCGGGGGGUACAUUCGAGAGGUUAAAGAUGCACGGGACGAAGUUAUUUCCCUACAACGGUCGAUUGAAGGCAUCCAAGGGACGCUACAGGACCUGCAGAAAUGUCUUCAAAGUGACGACGGAAAGGCCCUACCUGCCUCCUCACGACUAGCCAACAAUAUUACCGAUUGCCUCUCCGAUCUCCGAGCCUUAGAAGCAAAGCUUGAUCCCGGAAAGGGAAAGAUGCUGAUGAGGAAAGUGGGAUUACGAGCACUGAAGUGGCCCAUGAAGCGCGCAGAAGUGGAAAGCGUGAGACAGAAACUCGAGAGAUAUAAAUCUUCAUUCCUUUUGUCCCUACAGGUGGAUCAAGCGUCUCUGAUGGUCGGCGUGGCCAAGAAUACCGACCGCAUUAAUCAGAAUAUGGACCUUGGGAAGUUGGAAGGCGUGAUGGAGGCAGGGUUUGAGUCAUUCUCCGAUCGAGACGAAGCCAAAUGUCUCCAAGGCACUAGGACUGAGCUCCUUCAGCAGAUAAUGGAAUGGGCUAUGUCGCCGUCCCAAGAAAAAUGCAUUUUCUGGUUAAAAGGAAUGGCUGGGACAGGAAAAUCCACAGUAUCUCGGAGUGUGUCCCAGUCGCUCAAGGACACCAACCACCUAGGCGCCAGCUUCUUCUUCAAGAGAGGUGAGGGAGACCGAGGGAACGCGAAGAAGUUUUUCCCAACAAUAACAAGGCAACUCAUUCUCAAGAUUCCUGAGCUAAGGUCUGGCGUGCAGAAGACACUCAAUAACGACCCUGACAUUGCUUCAAAAUCGCUCAUGGAGCAGUUUGAGAAACUACUCCUUCACCCGCUGCUCAAUCUUGACCAACUGGGUGGGCAAUCUCAAACUGCUGUGAUGGUGAUCGAUGCUUUGGACGAAUGCGAACAUGAUCAAGAUAUCCGAAAUAUAAUUCGUCUACUGCCUCUUCUACAGAAGGCAAAAUCAGUUCGCCUUCGGAUCUUCUUGACCAGCAGACCUGAACUCCCAAUCAGACUCGGGUUUUCAGAGGUGGGGGACCAAGAAUAUCAGGACCUAGCUCUUCAUGAGAUACCCGAAGAAGUGACUGAACGUGACAUACAUUUAUUUCUACAAGACCGAUUUAAGAAAAUCAAACAUGACAGAAAUAUCUUCGAGGACUGGCCUGGCGAUAACAUCAUCCAAGAACUGGUCAGAAUAUCUGUUCCACUGUUUAUUUCAGCUGCCACAGUGUGCCGCUACAUCGAAAAUUCAAAAUGGGAUCCCAAAUUGCGCCUCGCAGAGCUUCUAAAGGACCAAGCCAGAUAUGUGUCAAGAAUGGAUAAGACAUAUCUGCCAAUUCUGACGCAACUACUCAAUGAUCAAGACAGUGAUGAGUCGGAACAGCAGCAGCUCCUACAAGAGUUCCAGGACAUCACUCUCGAGGGCCAUUUAGGCGCGGUUGAUUCGGUGGCCUUCUCGCCUGAUGGCCGGCUGCUGGCGUCCGGCUCUUCUGAUGAUACAGUGCGGCUCUGGGACCCUUCCACGGGCGCCCUACAACAGACUCUCGAGGGCCAUUUAGGCGCGGUUAAUUCGGUGGCCUUCUCGCCUGAUGGCCGGCUACUGGCGUCCGGCUCUUCUGAUCACACAGUGCGGCUGUGGGACGCGGCCACAGGCGCCCUGCAACAGUCCAUCAAGUGCCAUUCAGACUGGAUCGCACAAUACGGCUCUGGGAUCGAGCCACAGGCUCCCCUGCAACAGACUCUCAAGGGCCAUUCAAGCUGGGUUUAUUCAGUGGCCUUCUCACCUGAUGGUCGGCUGCUGGCGUCCGGCUCUCAUGAUCGCACAAUACGGCUCUGGGAUCGAGCCACAGGCUCCCUGCAACAAACUCUCGAAGGCCAUACAGACUUGGUUCGGUCCGUGGCCUUCUCGUCCGACGGCCGGCUGCUAGCGUCUGGCUCUGCUGAUAACACAGUGCGGCUCUGGGAGCGGGCCACAGGCGCCCUGCAACAAUCUCUCGAAGGUCAUUCAAGCAUGGUAUCUUCAGUGGCCUUCUCACCCGAUAACCGGCUGCUGGCGUCCGGCUCCUUUGAUCAUACAAUGCAGCUCUGGGACACCGCCACGGGCGCCAUGCAACAGACUCUCAAAGGCCAUAUGAGCUUGGUUCAGUCGGUGGCCUUCUCGCCCGACGGCCGGCUGCUGGUGUCCGGCUCCCUUGAUGACACAGUACGGCUCUGGGACCCGACCACGAGCGCCCUGCAACGGUCUCUCGAGGGACAUUCAGGUCAGGUUUGUUCAGUGGCUUUCUCACCUGAUGGCCGGCUGCUGGCGUCCGGCUCCUUUGAUCAUACAGUGCGGCUCUGGGACACGGCCACGGGCUCCCUGCAACAAACUCUCGAAGGCCAUACAGACUUGGUUCGGUCGGUGGCCUUCUCACCUGAUGGCCGGCUGCUGGCGUCCGGCUCUUCUGAUGACACAGUGCGGCUCUGGGAUGCGGCCACGGGCGCCCUGCAACAGACUAUCAAGUGCCAUUCAGACUGGGUUUAUUCAGUGGCCUUCUCACCUGAUGGCCGGCUGCUGGCGUCCGGCUCUCAUGACCGCACAAUACGGCUCUGGGAUCGAGCCACAGGCUCCCUGCAACAGACUCUCAAGGGCCAUUUAAGCUGGGUUUAUUCAGUGGCCUUCUCACCUGAUGGCCGGCUGCUGGCGUCCAGCUCCUUUGACCGCACCGUGCGGCUCUGGGACCCAGACACGGGCGCCAUACAAGAGAUUUUGGACACUGAACGCGCUAUCGUGGAACUCGAAUUCUCUCAAGAUGAUUCAAUCAAGGUGUAA